Molecule: messenger RNA, 871 nt
Organism: Cicer arietinum (chickpea)
Lineage: Eukaryota; Viridiplantae; Streptophyta; Magnoliopsida; Fabales; Fabaceae
Product: small ribosomal subunit protein uS11
Biological process (GO): translation
Cellular component (GO): ribosome
Molecular function (GO): structural constituent of ribosome
Source: RefSeq, a predicted model, not a curated record
GGCCUAGCCCAACAAUGAAUUUAACAAAACCCUAAUUGAUACUUCUCCCAUAUAAACACGAAAAACAGCUAAUCAGUGUGCUCGCUGAAGAAGAAGCUCUACGCCGUCGAACCGAAGCAGGCAUCGUCCUAGAACCCUAGAGCUUCAACAAUGUCGUCGAGGAGAAAGGUUAGAGAGCCAAAGGAAGAAACUGUGACUCUUGGUCCUGCUGUUAAGGACGGUGAACAUGUUUUUGGUGUUGCUCGUAUCUUUGCUUCAUUCAACGACACCUUCAUUCAUGUCACUGACUUGUCUGGAAGGGAAACCCUUGUCCGCAUUACUGGUGGAAUGAAGGUUAAAGCUGACAGAGAUGAGUCUUCUCCAUAUGCUGCUAUGCUUGCAGCACAAGAUGUUGCUACCAGAUGCAAGGAACUGGGCAUUACUGCUCUUCAUAUCAAGCUCCGUGCAACUGGUGGGAACAAGACAAAAACACCAGGACCUGGUGCUCAGGCUGCUCUCCGUGCCUUGGCUCGUUCAGGAAUGAAAAUCGGACGCAUAGAGGAUGUGACCCCAAUUCCAUCCGACAGCACUCGUAGAAAGAGUGGUAGAAGGGGUAGAAGGCUCUGAGUUUGGCUAUUUGCAUUAUGGAUGGAGCUUCUUUUGCUUUUAUUUUUGUUGCCUUGUUUUGUUUCUUUUCAGACUGUAUCGUGGCUUAUUCAUAUUUAUCUUAAGAUGUGUUUUGCAACAUAAAUUGUAUUUCUUGAGUUAGCUGUGGCAACAAAUUUUACCUGAGUUUAUUAAUAUGUAGUUAGAGUUCGGUGAAAGUUUUCCCUGCAUUUUGUGAUUUAUUACAUUUCUUCCGUAUCCGAUAAAAUUUUAGCAAGUUUCAUUU